Molecule: messenger RNA, 2982 nt
Organism: Cynara cardunculus var. scolymus (artichoke)
Lineage: Eukaryota; Viridiplantae; Streptophyta; Magnoliopsida; Asterales; Asteraceae
Product: testis-expressed protein 2-like
Exons: 7
Coding region: 361-2757 (798 amino acids)
Cellular component (GO): endoplasmic reticulum
Molecular function (GO): lipid binding
Source: RefSeq, a predicted model, not a curated record
CUCUCCAAUCUCCAUCACCAAAUCAUUCUUUGAUUCCCUAAUCCAAUACCAUCUCCAUAAGUCGACCUUUCGAUUCCACGUCUUCGUCUUUCUUCUCCGUGUCUUUCUCUCUCUCUCUCUCUCUCUCAGUUUAUCUCGAAUUUGUUGGUUCCGGCAAUUAAAACCCACUUGAAAUUACUAGUUAUUUGCCUCGAUUUUUGAUUCUCCAGUUUAUUGGAACCCAAAUUCUGACGUAUCAGUGCAUACUUUUGAUUUCCAAUGCGGAAUAUUCGAUCGAUUUGGUGUCUGAUUUGUGUUUUUAUGCAUUCGUGAAAGUGGGUUAUGUCGAUUGACUGUGUGAUCAGUAUCUAAAUCACGGUUAUGGUGAUUGUUGCAUUGUUUGUCGGGUUCGUUUUUGGGGCAUUGGCUGUUGUUGGUGUUGAAGUUUUAGGAGUCUUGUUCUUGAUACGAAAAUUGAGUAAAAAAGUAGAUGAAGAAGACGUUAAGAUCACGAAAUCUGGAUCAUCUGGAAGAGAGGAACUCCAGUUCUCAUUCCCUAAUAAACAGGGAUGGGUUUGGGUUUUAGAAAAGGAAAGGAUUCCAAAGACUUCACCGCCAACUGAUAAAGGAUUACGUCAACAAAAACGUAAAAUCGAGAUAUUGGAGGUUUCACCUGUCCGGAAGUAUGCAAGCAUCAAGGAUCAAUCACUCGUCGUUACAGAACCAGAUGGCACCCUCACAAAAGUUUCUCUAUUAAGCUGCACAGUGGAAGCUGUUUCUGCUACAAAUUUACCCUCCAGAAAGUGGGCCAAAAAGUACCCUGUCAAAGUGGAGAGCAAGUCAUCAGUAAUAUAUCAUGGAAGCAAGUUAUUCUACAUGUAUUUUGAGACAUCUUCUGAGAAGGAAUCAUGGUGUAAAUCCCUACGUCUUGCUUCCUCUGAUGACAAAGAGAAACUUAAAUGGUUUGACAAGCUGCGUUUAGAGUUUCACAAUUACUUGGGAUCCUUAAACGUAGAAUAUCCUUCAUUUCUGAAACCCACCAUAGGUUUUAACCCAGAUUUAGGGGAUAAGUCGAUUAAGAUAGAUGGUUCAUCAUCAAAGGUUCGCCACUUUUUGAAGAAACUUGCAAAGAAGACUUCUAAAAGUGGUGUUGAGAAUAAAACUAAUUGGCGUUCGUUCUCUGGCAGAGAAGAUAAAAGGGUCAGUGAAAGAUCUAGUGGUGUGCAAGAGUCGAGUUCGGUUGGUGGAUCUUCAAGGCUCUCGCAAACACAAAAGAACUCUAAUUAUGCAGUUGAAGAGAAAAUUAUCCAAGCAUUAACGCCAAGAUCUACCCAAUCGGGAAGCAGAAGUCAAGGCCCCUUAAGUUCUGAUACGGAUUCUAUUGAUAAAAUAACAAGUGAUGAUGGAACGUUAUGCUGCAAUUUGUUACUAUCACGGUUAUUUUUUGAUGCCAAAAGCAAUGUGGAGUUGAGGAAAUCUAUACAAGCACGAAUUCAGAGAACACUGUCGACCAUAAGGACCCCAAGUUACAUAGGCGAAAUCAUUUGCACUGGUGUGGAUCCCGGAAAUAUCCCGCCAUUUAUUCAUGGUAUGAGGGUUCUACCAACAGAUCUGAAAGAAGUGGUUGCCAUGGAAAUCGAUAUUGAAUAUUAUGGUGGGGCGGUGCUAGAUAUCGAAACAAGGCUUGAAGUUCAGGAGCUAGAAAACCCAGAAAGCUUGGAUACAAAUUCAGAUUCGAAGUCGGUGGAUGAUGUCACCACGGAUCUUCUUGAAGGUUUUGAGUACUUUGGAGAACAAUUGAAGCUAAAUGAACAAAAAAAUCAGGCCAUGGAACAAAAAGGCGAUGAAAUCCGCAAAUUGGAGGAGAUCAAAAGUUUUAAGGGAAAUGAACAAGUGUCUUCUGCUGUAUCCAAGUGGAAAUCCGUGCUGAAUUGUGUCGCCAAACAAGUCUCUCAGGUGCCCCUUUCAUUGGCGGUACGGGUAACAACUCUUCGAGGAACACUCCGAGUGCACAUAAAACCUCCUCCUUCAGAUCAGUUAUGGUUUGGUUUUACAUCCAUGCCCGAUAUUGAUUUUAGUCUCGAGUCUUCGGUUGGGGAUCACAAGAUAACGAGCGGACAUAUUGCAUUGUUUAUAAUCAGUAAAUUCAAGGCGGCUAUUCGUGAAACCAUGGUACUCCCAAACUCCGAAAGCGUAACGAUUCCGUUCAUGUUAGCUGAAAAGAAUGACUGGGUUCCACAAAAAUCCGCCCCGUUCAUUUGGACAAAUCCGGAAGUUACCACCGAGCCCACCGCUGAAUCUGUUAUUGUACAUGAAGUCCAUCGCGCCCAAUCUUCACAAGAAACUCAUCCACUUGAAGUACAAGAAGCCCGUACCAGUAGCGCUCGUAGUACGGAAAGCAUACAAGAUAAGCUCAUAGAUUCUUUGGAUGAUCAAAAGGCGGUGGUGUCAAAUGUUAAUCUGCCAGAUGAGUCGAAAACAGCGUUGCUGGAAAGUGAGGAAUUUCCGCUGCAAGAGGCGGCUCUUCAGUCGAUCGAAGAGAACCGAGAAGUUACGUCUUCGAACUGGCAACAUCCGUCACCACCACAGGCGAUGGUGGCAGUGGAAGAAAACGACAUGAUGGAAGGGGAAGAUGCUCGGUUACGGAGAAUGGGAACGAGAGCGAAAAUGUUGGGGCUACGGAAACGGAUGGGCGAGAAGCUCGAAGAAAAGAGACGGAAUAUUGAAGAGAAAGGACGUCAUAUCGUUGAGAAGAUGCGUGGACCGGGUGGGAUCUAGUUUAACCGUUCAUGCUCGUGUUUUGAUAUGUAUAUUUUCGGAUUUGGGGCUCGAGGUCGGGGUUAUGAUUUUGUCGUAACGUGUACCGUAUACGUUGGACCCCGUCGUUUUUACAUUAGAUAUCGUAAUAUCGUUAAAAGAGUUUCGAAUGAUCGAUUCUACAAUUUAAAACAUGUAUACUUUUUAGGAUAAAUUCAUGAAUGCCAUUUUAUUGUGAUCUCAUGU